Meleagris gallopavo (turkey) is the source of this 619-nucleotide messenger RNA. Lineage: Eukaryota; Metazoa; Chordata; Aves; Galliformes; Phasianidae. The record is from RefSeq and is a predicted model, not a curated record.
CCCCCGCAGGCAGACGGGGAUGGGGCUGGGGGGCAGCAUGGCUCGUGUGGGCAGCAUGGUGGCCCCCCUGGUGCGGAUGGGGGCCGACGUGGCCCCCCUGCUGCCCCCCCUGGUCUAUGGGGCGGCCCCCGUCGUGGCGGCCAUCGCUGCCCUUUUCCUCCCCGAAACGCGCAACGCUCCGCUGCCCGAAACCGUGGAGGACGUGGAGAGGCGCGGGGGCCACCUGAAGGACGAUGAGGUCACCGUGCCGCUGAGCGUCAUCAGGACCCAGGACAGCGCCUGAGGGGUCACUUCCGGGGUCACUUUGGGGUCAUGACCCCGGAAGUACCCCCCACUGCCCCCCCGCCAACCCCAAAUCCUAUUUAUUUCCCCCAAUAAAAGCUCUGCCCCGGUUGGGGCGGUUUUGGCCCCGGGUUUCAUUCAUCCCCCACAGAGGGAAAAGGGUUGAGAUGGAAAAAACACCAAAAUGGGGGUUUUUAGCCCCAAAAAGAGGGCGGGACAAAACCGACGUCAGCGCCCGGAGAAACCACGGGGAAAAAUGAACCCAAAAAGGGCUUUUUCACCCCAAAAACGAGUGCAGAAAACCUACAGUUUCAGCCCGGAAGUAAAACCCUAAAAA